AUGAAGGUGCUCCCCGCACCGGGCCUGGCUCUGCUGCUCCUCACGGCCCUCGAGCUGUCUGCCACCGCCCCCUCCCUGUCUGCAGCCACCCCCAGGACCUCACGGAACAACUACCACCUUGCACAGGACUAUCUUGACAAGUAUUACACCAGGAAGGCAGGGCCCCAGGUCGGCGAGAUGGGGGCAGCAGGAGGCAGAGCCCUGGUCAAGAAGAUCAAGGAGCUGCAAGCCUUCUUCGGCCUCCGUGUCACCGGGAAGCUGGACCGGCCCACGAUGGACGUCAUCAAGAGGCCUCGCUGCGGAGUUCCCGACGUGGCAAACUAUCGCCUCUUCCCAGGUGAACCCAAAUGGAAAAAAAAUUCUUUGACAUACAGAAUAUCCAAAUACACACCUUCCAUGCCCUCGGCGGAGGUGGACAAAGCCGUGGAGAUGGCCUUGCAGGCCUGGAGCAGCGCCGUGCCGCUGAGUUUCGUCAGGGUGAACGCGGGCGAGGCCGAUAUCAUGAUAUCGUUUGAAACUGGAGAUCACGGGGAUUCCUAUCCGUUCGAUGGCCCUCGGGGGACUCUCGCCCACGCGUUCGCACCUGGGGAAGGCCUGGGAGGCGAUACCCAUUUCGACAAUGCUGAGAAGUGGACUAUGGGAAUGAAUGGUUUCAACUUAUUCACCGUGGCUGCCCACGAAUUCGGCCACGCCCUGGGCCUGGCCCACUCCACAGACCCGUCAGCACUAAUGUACCCGACAUAUAAGUACCAGCAUCCCUACGGAUUCCACCUGCCCAAGGACGACGUGAAAGGGAUCCAGGCCUUGUACGGACCCCGGAAGACAUUCCUGGGAAAGCCCACCGUGCCCCACGCACCCCCUCAAAGUCCAUCCAUCCCUGACCUCUGCGACUCCAGCUCCUCCUUCGAUGCCGUGACGAUGCUGGGAAAGGAGCUCCUGCUCUUCCGGGACCGGAUCUUCUGGCGUCGGCAAGUUCACGUGAUGGGGGGGAUCCGGCCCAGCACCAUUACCAGCUCCUUCCCUCAGCUUAUGUCCAACGUGGACGCAGCUUACGAAGUGGCCGACAGGGGCACUGCUUACUUCUUCAAAGGCCCCCACUACUGGAUAACGAGAGGCUUCCAAAUGCAGGGUCCUCCUCGAACUAUUUAUGAUUUUGGCUUCCCGAGGUAUGUGCAGCGGAUAGAUGCCGCCGUCUACCUCAAGGACGUGCAGAAGACGCUUUUCUUUGUGGGAGAUGAAUACUACAGCUACGAUGAGCGAAAACGGAAGAUGGAGAAGGACUACCCGAAGAACACGGAGGAGGAAUUCUCGGGGGUCAACGGCCAGAUCGACGCUGCUGUGGAACUGAAUGGCUACAUUUACUUCUUUUCAGGACCCAAAGCAUACAAGUACGAUACAGAGAAGGAGGACGUGGUCAGUGUGCUGAAAUCCAGCUCCUGGAUCGGCUGCUAAACAGGAAGGUCUCGUGUUUUCUGGGGAGUGAGCACGACCACCAGCAGCUGGUCCCGGGACCGCAAGGACCGAGGCAGAAUGUAGGAUCGGGGUCGUCCCGCAGCCUUUGAUCCUGAGGGCGCUUAGACUUCAUCGGAAAUCAUUACGCUUCUCAAGUUUUUCAUCGUUGCAGAUUCAUAAUUCUAAUCUAAAUGGACAAUUUCUCUAGGGUCAGCGUCACGUAAAAUCAGAAUUGAAACCAUGCUGUCUUCCACUAGACACCCACCGCCUUUUCUCUCCUUACCUAAUAUACGGAAGCAAAUUGAUAAAUUUGGUUUUUAUUUCCAAGAAGAAGCAUAUUUGUGGAUUCCCUGACACAUAUUAUAACUCUCUUUAACAGGAAACAUCAUUGCCAUACAAAUGAUCAUUACUCCUUACCAGCAGUGGCGUUUGCGGCCCCUGCAUUCGUCAUGAUAAGUAGACAUUUGUCCAUCUGUACCUUGAACCCGGCACAAACAAAAUACCGUGUGAGUCUUAUUUCUCGUCAUUGGAGAACGAGCUCCGUGCACUCACUGGCCUUUGAAGUAGGUCGUAGAGGGCAAACCUAUUCAAAUGAGUUUUCACGCUAGGCAAGAGAUGGACACUUGGCGAGAAGAAAUCUUUUAACAAAAGCCAAUAAAAAUGUUGUCUAAGAACAGUUCCUCAUUUCUCUUUUCAGUUAAUAUUGACUAGCUCCCAUCAC
Molecule: messenger RNA, 2173 nt
Organism: Lontra canadensis (Northern American river otter)
Lineage: Eukaryota; Metazoa; Chordata; Mammalia; Carnivora; Mustelidae
Gene: MMP20
Product: matrix metallopeptidase 20
Exons: 10
Coding region: 1-1452 (483 amino acids)
Biological process (GO): extracellular matrix organization; proteolysis; collagen catabolic process
Cellular component (GO): extracellular matrix
Molecular function (GO): metalloendopeptidase activity; zinc ion binding
Source: RefSeq, a predicted model, not a curated record